CGACGAGCUCUCCUUCCGCUUCGGACGGCGGCGUGGGAGCGGCUCCUCCUAGUUUUGAAGCACCCUCCCCGGCUGCGUGUGACCAGAGAAACGGAAAACGCACUCGACCCGAAAAGAAGAUGUUUGGUCGUCUGACUCUUCCUCAGAUGAUAUUUGCCGGAAUUCUGGGGGUUGGGGGAGGAAUAUACAUCUACCAACCAAUCUUUGAACAAUAUGCCAGGGACCAGAGGGCAUUAAAAGAAAAGUUGCCAGUGACAGAAGAAGGAGAAGAUAAGAAAAGUUAAGAAGCUGCACGGAACUCACCUGUGAAGGCGCUCGGAAACUUAAGCAUCUGAAAUGAUCCGCCUGCCGGAGAUACCCGAUACCGAGUGGAAUAAAAAUGACUGGUUUAAGCCGAUUUUUAAUUA
Messenger RNA from Ornithorhynchus anatinus (platypus), 407 nucleotides. RefSeq names its product PIGB opposite strand 1 (gene PIGBOS1). The record is from RefSeq and is a predicted model, not a curated record. Bases 120 to 284 code for a protein of 54 amino acids. The transcript has 2 exons. Lineage: Eukaryota; Metazoa; Chordata; Mammalia; Monotremata; Ornithorhynchidae.